This is a messenger RNA of Pistacia vera, 1114 nucleotides long. RefSeq lists its product as uncharacterized. The transcript is spliced from 3 exons. The record is from RefSeq and is a predicted model, not a curated record. The coding region runs from base 299 to 967 and encodes 222 amino acids. Lineage: Eukaryota; Viridiplantae; Streptophyta; Magnoliopsida; Sapindales; Anacardiaceae.
CGUGACUUUAACCUGCACAAAGAUAAAAAAUCUUGGCUUUGCAUAAUCACCUUAACUCCCCAUUCAUCCCUCUUUUUGUCUUUUUCUUAUCUCAUUUAUUUUCAUUUUCAUUAUCUUCUGCAUCAACACUCAAAAGCUUUUCCCUUUUUUCAUCUCAUUACACUAUUAAAACACACAACCUCCCAGCACAAAACACUCUUUUUUUUUUCUCUCUCUUUUAGUACUUGCACAUGCAUGCUAGUUUACACCGGUGAAGCGUUAUAACUUUCUCUUUACAUUUGGCAAAGUGUGUAGCAAAAUGCCAACAUCGGUUUCGUUUUUGAGGCAACUUAGCGGAAAAGAAGCUUGGAGAUCAUCAUCUUGGAGGUGGGGAACUGGCGGUGGUGGUAGCAACAACCACUAUAGUGAAAAUAGGUACUGCGGUGAGGGAAGUUUGAAACAAAUGGAAGGGCUAAACAUGUAUGGUGGAGAUAAUGGUGGGUUGGUGAUGAGGAAGAGAGUGAUGGUUUUAGUGGAUCAAACCUCUCAUUCCAAACAUGCAAUGAUGUGGGCUCUUACUCAUGUAACCAACAAGGGUGAUUUACUCACUCUUCUUCAUGUCAUUCCUCCUUCCCACCACCAUGACACUUCUUCAAAUUAUUCUCCUUACCUUGCCAACUCUCUUGGCGCCCUCUGCAAGGCCUGCAAACCUGAGGUGGAAGUUGAAGCAUUAGUGAUCCAGGGACCAAAACUAGCUACUGUGAUAAGCCAAGUUAAAAAGCUAGAGGUAUCUGUGCUAGUACUGGGUCAAAAGAAGCCAUCUCCACUCAUUAACUGCUUCUGUGGGACCAGCAGAACCGAGGAGUUUGUGGAGCAGUGCAUAAAAAAUGCAGAGUGCUUGACUGUUGGUGUGAGGAAGCAAAGCAAAGGCAUGGGUGGAUACCUUAUCAGCACUAGAUGGCAGAAGAACUUCUGGCUUCUGGCUUAAUUAUGUAUUAAAUUAUUAAUAAUGAGUCUUAUAAUAUUAUAAACUAAGCAUAUGGGAGCUCUGUAAUAAUAAUAGCACAUCUAAUCUAAUAUUAAUAUAUGUAUCUGCUAACUUUCUACUUUGUCCUUCUCUCUUGAAAAUUGUAUC